GUGUCUGUGUGCUCCCGGUAUUUAAGGGAUGGAUAGCUCUUUAUAUCAAUUGGAUAAGGAUGAUCAGUGUCUAUGAAACAAUAAAUCACAUCUAUCUGGUUGGGUCGGAUGCAGAUGAAACCAGAUUUCGUGUUUUGAAAAUUGACAGAGUACCGGUGCCUUUAGACGAAGAGUCUUCACUUUUAGAAUGUACCGGAAGUGGUCUGUGUACAGCCACAGUGGAAGCCGAGUCUCCAUUCGACAGACUUUGGCGUUUGCAUAUCGUGGAGGAUCCUUUCGUUUAUUCCCGGUCCGAGAUAGCACGUCUCUUACACACAAUUCAAGCAGCAAAUCGACUAUCUUCUCCGUUAAACGGUUCAAAGUCGGGUGAACAAAGCACUGAAUCGGUCGGUGAGGGCUUACCUCCAUCUCCACGCGAGCUUCAACAGGCGGCUGCAUCGGCUCUUCAUACGGGUACUGGUGAGCCUUCACUUAUUUUGUCUACAAAAUGUGACGGUCUUGUUGGAGUUAUACGAUUUCUUCGUGGUUAUUACCUGAUCCUGAUAACCAAAAGCCGUCUGAUUGCGAAAAUUGGGGAACAUAAAAUAUUUAAGGUGGAGGAUACCACCACAAUCUACAUUCCCGGUAACGAUUCCUCGGAGGUGUUCGUUAAUAUGACGAAUUCGCGAAGCCGGACGACAUCCAUGUCAAAAUUAGGUCAAGAUGACGGGAAUGGUGUACUGGCCCCACCCGGACCAUUCGACACAAACUCCGAAUGGACACAGUUUUGUGCGACAGCAUCAAAUCGCACUCGGAUCCUCGCAGAGGAGGCACGCUACUUGAAAUUGCUUAACAGCGUCGAUCUUGGCAGUAAUUUCUACUAUAGCCACACGUAUGAUCUUUCGCAUACGUUGCAGUACAAUCUGAAUUCGGUAUGUUGCAUCAGUUGGCAAUUUUUUCUCCAAAACAGCUUUUUCCAUUGA
Molecule: messenger RNA, 962 nt
Organism: Echinostoma caproni
Lineage: Eukaryota; Metazoa; Platyhelminthes; Trematoda; Plagiorchiida; Echinostomatidae
Source: the annotation of a GenBank genome assembly